AUGCAGUCCACCUUUUUGAUCCUGACCAUCUGCGCCGGCCUGGCCGUUUCCGCCGCUGCAACUCCAGUCGCGUCGGCCAAGUCUGCCGCCUCUAAGGACAACAACUCUCCUGGUGCGAGCUACUGGUGCCCCAAGAUGAACAAUCCGCCGAACUGCACAGAAGAGCGCAUAACCGACUGCUAUAAUGAGCUUCUCUACCUCGGGUUGAAGGAAGCUGAUAGAGAAGGAAAGGAUACUCAAGUCGAAUUCGACCUCAAGCACGACAUUUGGGUCCACCCGGAACGCAUGGAAAGCUGCAUUGUGGGCAACAAACUCACGUCUGGCCUGCCUGCCGAUGCUGAUGCUCCGAAAUAA
Hirsutella rhossiliensis is the source of this 354-nucleotide messenger RNA. RefSeq lists its product as uncharacterized. The record is from RefSeq and is a predicted model, not a curated record. Lineage: Eukaryota; Fungi; Ascomycota; Sordariomycetes; Hypocreales; Ophiocordycipitaceae. The coding region runs from base 1 to 354 and encodes 117 amino acids. The transcript has 2 exons.